Messenger RNA from Caenorhabditis remanei, 2193 nucleotides. RefSeq lists its product as uncharacterized. Bases 1 to 2193 code for a protein of 730 amino acids. The transcript has 12 exons. The record is from RefSeq and is a predicted model, not a curated record. NCBI's taxonomy places the organism in Eukaryota, Metazoa, Nematoda, Chromadorea, Rhabditida, Rhabditidae.
AUGAAGAACGCGUUACGCGAAGAGGAAAAUGCUGAACUCAUUCAUUUCAUCUGUCAAAAGUUGAAAUAUGUGAAAUCACCACAAUCAAUUUACAAACUGUGCCAACAAUUUAAAACAGAAACGGUUUCAUCGCGAAACGUCGAAAGUCUUGCACAUUUUGUAAGAAACUGGAAAGAGAGAAUUCAUCUGUUGGAAGAAUACGAUUUGGACACGAGAGCAAGAAUGAUUUUCGCGUUGGGAGUUGACAUCAAUGUGCACUUUCUGGCUGAAAUUCGACGAUUUGCACACGUGGCACUAGACGAGAAAGGACGAAUCACCAGUUACAAGAAGAAGAACGGAAAGUUGGAGUUUGGAACACAACAAUCUCCGAUCGGAGCUCCGAAACCGCUGAUGAAUCCUGUAAACAAUAAAGAAACCGCGCAACUCAUUCAAUUCGUCCUCCAGAAGACAAAAGACGUAGUCACUCAGAGAAGCGUUCAUUGGAUUUGUAGAGAUUUUAAACACAAAAUGAAAUCUAUCCACUCGAUUGCUACUCUUUAUACUAAAGUAUAUCAAUGGCGCCAGAAAAUUCACGAGUCGAAUGAGUUCGAUAUGGAUACCAAAGUGAGAUUGUUGUUCGUGUUGAACGGAAAAAUUGAUGACGGGUUUCUAGCAGAAAUGGUCAAGAAUGCCGACGUGGAAUUGGAUAGAGAGGGGAAGAUUGCCAGAUACAAGAAGCACGGAGAGGAAUGGGAAUUCAAAAAGAAAGAGGGGUUGAAGGUUGAAUUACAGCCACCUCCAAUCCCAAUGAGUCUGAGGGUGAAGAGAGAAGAAGACAAACAGAAAUACCCACCUCCAAUCAUUGUGAAAGAGGAGAGAGAGGUUGAAUUUCAGCCACCUUCUAUUCCAAUCAAUCUGAAAGUGAAGAGAGAAGAAGAAAGCCCGGAAGAUGAAGAAAGCGAGAUGAUUGAUGUGGAGACAGUCGAAGAAUCAAAGCCAGAAAUUCGAAAGAGUUCAAGAGUCUCAAAGAAACGAGAGCUCAGCAUCAUGCCAAUUAUUCGACCGUCGCCGUAUUCGCCCAAAGUUCCAAAACCGAAAUCUCCAAAACUACCGCUAUCAGUAGUAAAUGUGAAGAAAGAAUUCAAAAGUCCUGUGAAAAAGGGAACCUCAUCGAGUGAUGACUCAUACACUUAUACAAAUGCCGAUGGAUCAGGACCAUCGACUAGUGGAAGUCCUUCUAUGAUGUCUCCAUCGGGAAAACCAGUGAAUUCAGUUCCAGAUACUAUACCGGAUGUCAAUUUGUCGGUUUCAGACGGGAUCAAGUCGACGAGCCGACCGGCAUUAAGGACAAAGUUUUCUCCGAUGAACCUGAAGAAGUCUCCGAAUUCACCCACUAUCAAAAUUCCAACACCGAAAUCUCCAAAACGAUUGCCACCAGUCAAUGUGAAGAACGAGUUCAAAAGUCCGGCGAAAAAAGUGGAGAAUCAAGAGAGAAAAAGAAGCUCAUCGAGUGAUAGCAAUGCCAAGGAAUCAGAAUCAUCGACUAGUGGAAGUCUGGUGGAUCAGAAGAAGAGAAGAUUGAAUUCUCUUCCAGAAAUUGAUUCUGGUGUCGAUUUGUCGGUUUCAGACGUAAAAAAGACGCCGAAAGUCAAAAACCAACCGGCGUGGUUAGAUGAUCUCUAUCAGAAUAUCGGAGGAGUGCCAUUUGUCUGUGAUGAAAGUGUUCGAUCAGCACGAGAAUCAGAAAAUGACAAGGAACCGAAGGAGAGAACUGAAAUGACACGAGUAUAUUCUGAGGAAUCGUCUACCUCUGUCAAAUGGUAUUUGUGCGUUCUUCGUGCAUUCAUUGUCGCAUUGAAUCAUCCGAUUUUCAAUGAAUUGCAUGCGGAAAUCGAGUUUUUGAUCAAAAAAAUGAGUGUGAAGGAUGAGAAAUUGCCGCUCUUCGCCCUGCUCUUGAAUCUCGAAAGUCUUCUGAUGGUAACCACAAAAAAUGCUAGAUUCUAUCAGCAUCCGGACACAGACUGGAAAAGUCUCCGUGAUUUCGCAUCGAUGCUCCAAUUGGCCGCUGGGACCGUCAAUCACCCAAUUAUGGAUCCGUUUUUGAAGAAAUUGAGUGUUAUUAUUGAAGAAUUGACAAAGGAUACGGAUAAGAAAAUUUCAAUGGAGAAGCUCAACACCGCCUUCAAGAUAUCUAUCGACAUGCUAAAUGCAUAG